UGUGUCCGCUUCUCUGGAGCAGUAAAAAACAACCUUUCACCCUCCUCUAUAUGACAUCCUUUUCUAUAUUUGAACAUAGCUAUCAUAUCACCCCUUAACCUUCUCUUCUCCAGACUAAACAUACCCAGCUCCCUAAGCCGUUCCUCAUAAGGCAUUGUUUCCAAGCCUUUGACCAUUUUGGUUGCCCUCUUCUGGACACGUUCCAGCUUGUCAGUAUCCUUCUUGAACUGUGGUGCCCAGAACUGGACACAGUACUCCAGGUGAGGUCUGGCCAGAGCAGAAUACAGCGGUACUAUUACUUCCCUUGAUCUAGAUGCUAUACUGUACUCCUAUUGAUGGAGCCCAGAAUUGCAUUGGCUUUUUUAGCUGCUGCAUCACACUGUUGACUCAUGUCAAGUUUGUGGUCUACCAAGACUCCUACUGUUGCUGUCUUUAUCUCUUGAAUGUCUAUAGAGCUGGAUGUGCUUAUGUAGUGGCAAUGGGCAGAAAGGCUCUCUUGUCUUCGUUACUGCUCACUUUUUGCACACUCCCAAUACAGUACUGAGUUUUGGACUGAAUCACUACAAUUGUUUGUUUUUUAAUUGCAAGACUCCUGUACUAUUUAAAACUUCUGAACGGCAGAGAUUUUGAUAGCUUGGGUUUCUUUAAUCAACUAAUUUUCUGAAUGUCUACCCAACAAGCGUUCAGCACAGAUGCUGCCUCAGGGCGCUAAGCAAUAAGAUUAAAAACUUGCAAACUAACCACCUGUUGAAUCCUUGCCUGAAAUGCAUCUGCAUCUGCUAAAUGCAUCACACCUCUGUCAGGAAGAAACAGACAGAUAUAUAGAUAGAUAGACACACAGACAGACAAACUGUGGGCUGAAUCCUGGUGCAAAUGUACCGGUAGCCAUCUUCUGGAGGAAUGGUCAGUCACCGUUUAAAAUCCUAUAUGCAAUCUGGGGCAGGAAGAGUUAAAGGAAUCAUAGAGGAACUGAUUUUUGUGGCUGCCAGCUUUCUCCCCAGCGAGGAAUUUGGGGGAAGGUAAUAAGAGAUGGACUUCUUCCUGUUUCAAGCUCGAUUUCGCCCCCUCCCCUUCCCACCUAGUGACACAUAAGAGGUUUGGGGGCUCAGAGGGAAGAUUCCUCAAUACAACAAAGCGGAGCGAACUGCAGCCACGCUAAGGGGGCGCGUUGGACCAUGCGCGAGGGAUGUGCUCCUUCUUAAUUGAAAGAAGAAAACGGCCACCCCGAUUCCCGAUUCCCGAUUCCAAGAGCUCUUCAGUGGUACCUUGUGCCUGUCUUUCAGUGAGGAGGAUCAAUGCGAUGAGGAACGUCAUCCUAGAGUUGUGACUGCACACCAUUCCCACCAACGUGGGCGUUUCAGUCAAUAUGUACGGGAGAUGCUAUGAGGGCAGAUGCUGUGCUGAGAGCAAACAGCUUAUCGAAGGUUUGGAAGGUGGUGGGGAUACCAGAUACCAAGCUGGGUUACAAAAUGUACCCAAACAGGACGUCCGUAGCAGAUGUCAUGAUGGCUUGGACGCUGAAGGAGAACAGAGAGCUCACCCAGAGUUGGACGUUGACGAGAUCAAGAAAAUAAUCGAGUUGCACUCAAACACAGAGUGUAAGCAAACUUGUGGCAGCAACUGGAAUGAUCCUCCAGAAGCUGAUGGGGAUUUAGAUGGGGAGAAUGAUGUACAUGUCUAUCUAGAUGAGGAGGGUGCCCAAGAUUUGUCUUCCGACGUGGACGGUGACAUUAACCAAGACACAGGUGGAAGCCCUAUUCAAGCUUUCCAUACAGAUGUGGAAGGAAUCCGAAGUGUCUCUCCAGAGGUGGAGGAAGAAGCAGAUGGAGAUUCCAUUGAGGACUUUGAUUCUGAUGUGGACAAUGGAGAGGACCGUGUUCUCUGCUUGGAUGUCAGCGAUGGUGACCGAGACUUUGACAUUAGCACCAGUCAACGGGACGUCAACUGCGAGUCGUCCCUUGCAGUCGCCUCGCUGGUUUCCCCUUCUGCACCUGACAAACCAUACAGGUGCCCCGAAUGCGGGAAAUACUUCGGCACCAGCUCCAUCUUAGGCCAGCACCGCCGCAUCCACAGCGGAGAGAAGCCCUACAGGUGCGGCGCCUGCGGAAAAUGCUUCACCCGGGGCUCGACCUUUCUCCAGCACCAGCGGACGCACACGGGCGAGAAGCCGUACAAGUGCCCCGAUUGCGGCAGGUGCUUCGGCCGGAGCUCCAACCUCGUUCAGCACCAGCGGGUCCACACGGGGGAGAGGCCCUACAACUGUGGCACCUGCGGAAAGUCCUUUUCCCUCAGCUCCACCCUUAUCCAGCACCAGAUCAUCCACACGGGAGAGAAACCGUAUAAAUGCUCCGAUUGCGGCAAGUGCUUCAACCGUAACUCCAACUUGCUGAACCACCGGCGAGUGCACACCGGGGAGCGCCCCUUCGCCUGCCGCGUCUGUGGCAAGGCGUUUUCCGAGAGCAGCUCCCUCACCCAGCACCAGCGGACCCACACCGGGGAGCGCCCUUUCCGGUGCAAGGAAUGCGGGAAGUGCUUUUCGCUCAGCUCCACUCUGAUCCAGCACCACGUCACCCACACCGGGGAGAAGCCUUAUGAGUGCCUGGACUGCGGCAAGUCCUUCGGCCUCAGCUCCACCCUGCUGCGCCACCAGCGGGUCCACACCGGAGAAAAGCCCUUCGAGUGCCAGGACUGCGGGAAGACCUUCGGCGUCAGUUCGCACUUCUUGCAGCACCGCAGAGUCCACACGGGCGAACGCCCCUUUCAGUGCCCGGAUUGUGGGCGCGCCUUUAGCCAGAGGGCGCAUUUGGCACUACAUCAAAAGACCCACCAAAAUGGGACGGCCCUGCAGCUUCACCACCCAACCCUCUACAUCUGCAGCGACUGCGGGAAGAGCUUCCGGCAGAGCUCGCACUUGGCGCAACACCAGAGGGUCCACACCGGCGAGAGGCCAUACCGAUGCGAGGACUGUGGGCACGGCUUCUCCCAGAGUUCCAAGCUGCUGGAGCACCAGCGGGUCCACACCGGCGAGAGGCCGUACCCUUGCAAGGAUUGCGGGCGCCGCUUUGGGCACAGCUCGGCACUUUUGCAACACCGGCGCAUUCACACCGGGGAGAGGCCGUACAAAUGCCCAUGCUGCGAGAAGGCUUUCUGCCAGAGCUCGGCUCUCAUGCAGCACCAGCGUAUCCACACCGGGGAAUUGCCGUACGCGUGCCAGGAAUGCGGGAAGCGCUUCCGAUACCUCCUGCAGUACACGCGGCACCAAAAGGCGCAUUUCAGGGGAGGGGCCUCAGGUCUUGCAGGAGAAGCAGCUACAUUAACAAUGAAGAACAAGCUGGUACCUUCAGCAGGGGAUGAGACUUGAACGCUGAAUGGUUCUUCCACAGCGGAACAUGGAGAGUGAUUAAUUUGGCACGAGGCUGAGGGGAAUAGCAGAGGCUUAUAUGGCGAAGGGAAUUCUGAGGAAAUGGUGGCGGGCAAAAAUGGUACUUAGGUGGGGAUCGAAUCCUGGGGCAUCAUAAUAUUGCUUUGGAGAAUGGUGUGGCAGAGGGAGUGGGGCAGCUUUUUCAUAAGUUGGGAGACCAUUUUGAAUCACAGAAGGUGUGAAUACGGAAAUUAGGGUCAGCAGAAAGCAGGCCCAUGUAGUAGAGCAGGGGUCAGCAAACUUUUUCAGCAGGGGGCCGGUCCACUGUCCCUCAGACCUUGUGGGGGGCCGGACUAUAUUUUGAAAAAAGAAGAAGAGCGAAUUCCUAUGCCCCACAAAUAUCCCAGAGAUGCAUUUUAAAUAAAAGGACACGUUCUACUCAUGUAAAAACGGGCUGAGUCCUGGACCCUCCAUGGGCCAGAUUUAGAAGGCAAUUGGGCCCCUGGGCCUUAGUUUGCCUACCCAUGUAGUAGAGGAAAAGGAAAAUCCUGUGUGAGGGACAUUUUAAAUGGGUGGAAAGUUGAAGACAAAAAUAUUCUCCUCAUAACCUCUUGUAUGUUUGUCCUCAGGGAACAUCUUUUUUCCUCAGAAAUGCUCCCUAAUAUUAACAUGGGCGUACAAGAGGCAGAAGAGGACAUGUUCCUCUGUGGAGACACUCUUCCCUCCAAUAAUCCUGUCAAUUUUACUGUCACUGAUUUCUUCAUAGCCCUUCUAGAGCACUUGAUCUAUAAGUAGGACAUGGCAUCUCCAAUUAAUUCCUGUUCCAAAACCUCUGAUUUAUUUAUUUUUAAUUAACUUAGGGGGAAAUUGCUGAGGAAAAUGGAAGACUGCUGCAGUAGUUCGUGGCAUUCAGAGCUAAAUGUAAAAACACAUAGGCCCCGCUGUCCAAAUACUCAUACGAAAAUUCACUUAUCCAAACAUGAGGAAUUUGUACCCAAUCUCGCCAUACACACUGCAGAUUCAGGUAGCCAAACAGCCAGACCUGUGUGUAGAACUGUAAACAAAUAAGUUGCCUUAAACAAGUCUUAUUUUUUGUGUUUUGCUGGUCCGUGGUCGUUUUGCCAGAAACCAUGGUGGCAGGGAAGGAAAAAAGGGGGGAGAAAUCAGACAAAUAAGAGCAUUUUUUCCCUUCCUUAUUUGCCUUUUGUAAGAUUUCAGAGGGUUUUCAUGUUUGUUUGUUUUUUGUUCUUUUGUAAUUUUGAACUCUUAAGUUCCAUGGUUGGGAACACAUUAGAAAUUUCCCCAUAGGAAUCAAUGAAAAUGGUUCCUGAUUUCCUGAAAAUGCAUUGUAUUCGGAUAGUGGGACCCGUGUGUCCAUCUUUAGAAUGAUUAAUACAUUAUGUCUGAUUUGGUUGACACACAUAUAAUACUAUUUUAUACAGUUAGGAGAGAAGCAAGCGUACAUUUUAAAUUGUUCUAGUAUUGUUGAUUAAUUUCCCUACGUUGAGUUCUACCAACGCAGAACCCAGAAUACCGUAAACCCACUGAAAUUAAUGGACCUAAUCAUGCCCAUUAAUUUAUCUGGGUCUACUCCGGGCAUAACUAAUAAUUGGAUACAACCCAACGGUUCCUGUCAAAUUAAAUUUAGUUGUUAAAGACAGCUUGAUCCUGGGGAGAUUUUGGUGGGCUUAUUGAUGUCAUUUGGGCUUGGUGCAGCUAAUUUCUGUAUAGCAGUGGCUCCCUGUUGGUGGGCUGCAGACCCCAAGGGGGUCCACGAAACCCACCCAAGGAGUCCGUGGCCCCAUUCACAUCACAAAAACUACCAUGGAAAUAUCAAAAAUUUCAAAAGUAGGCAGUCCGUGGCUUUGCUAAUUGUGAAUCGGGCUGCAUGGUUGAUCUUAGCUAUGGUCUCUUCUGAAUAAAUAUGUACGCUAUUCAGCUGCAUGUCUCUCUGGAACUGAAUGGAGCUUACCUCACAUUCAAACCACACACUUUAAAAUGCUCUGAUGCCACUUUAAGCAGCCAUGGCUUCCCCCAAAGAAUGCUGGGAGCUGUAGUUUGUUAAGCGUCCUGAAAGUUGCUAGGAUGCCGUCCGUUCCCCUCCUUUAACAAUCAAGCCCUCUUCAAGGGAUCUCUGGAAAUUGUAGCUCUGUGAGGGGGUUCCCUAACAACUUUUGGCACCUGUAACAAACAGCAGCUCCCAGAAUUCUUUGGGGGAAACCCACAACUGUUUAAAGCAGUCUUGUGGUUGUUUAGUCGUCUUAGUCGUGUUCGGCUCUCUGUGACCCCAUGAACCAGAGCAUGCCUUGGAAACUCUCACUUCUCAAUUACAGUGCUGGAAAUGUGUUGUGUGAAUGCGGUCUGAGUAGACAUGAAUAGGAUUGGCCUGCCUGCAUGUUCAAUGGGAUGCAUGAGCUACGUCACCCUUAAUCCAUAGCAUUGAUUUUAGUAGAAUUUCCACUGCAAUCCUCUUCAGAAGUAAAUCCCAUUGAGUUCAGUAUCCUACACUCCCAGAUAGGUGGGUAGCCCUUUUAACUGUAUUUGGGCCAAUAAUGUACUGUGGACUCAGUGCAUAUAUUUUAAGGACAUAUUGGUAAUCACUCCAGUGAUUUCUUUUGUUUGAAACGCUGGCAUAAAUGAUUUGUGUGUUUUUUUAGUUGUAAUUGGUGCUUGGCAGAGUUUCAACUACUGAUCUUCAGCUUUCCAAAGGUAAUUACAUUUAAUUGCUGCCUUCUAAACAUUCUUCCACCCUUCACUUUUAGGUGGGAAAAAUCCCAAGCACUAGUCUGAAUUUUCCUCUUUAGUUAUUUUAUUCUCUGCCAAAUAGUUGCUUUCUGGCAAGCAGAUCUUCCACAUGCCCUGCACCUGUUAAAACUACCCCUGUGCCCACCUCCUCUUGCCAAAGACAUAAACGUAAUUGUUUCUGGUUGGGAAGAAGGGCCUUUAUUCUUCACUCUGCCCUUGAGGCGAGGACAAAAAGUUGUGAGGAAGCAUUGUUCUUUACUUCCAGCUUUGACUGGAGGACAUACACCAGGAGAAUAGAAUAUAAUAGAUCUUUAUUGUCAUGGUCCCCUUGCAGGAACAACGGAAUUUCUCAAAAAUUCAGGAAAGGGAACCUCUGAGAGAAUAGGCUCUUAAGAGAAAGGUAAGGUUGGAGUCAUUCUUAACUCCUUCCCCAGGUCGGAGAAAGGCAAUGAAUCCUACUAGUUAGAGUGCAGGAGGCACGUUUGGAAACCAAAAAACUGUUGUGGGUUCCACAAAAUGCCCAUUUCACAGAAGAAAAACCGGCAAUCCUCAUAAUGACACCCUCUCCAGACAAAAGGUAGAACACCUGCACACACCUGUAAACAAAUAAAACACAAAAGCAGGCAACGUUUUGCAAAAACCCAACAACUUCCAACAAACCAAAUCCCAAGGGGGGGGGGGGGAAAUCAUUGAGAACUGGGAGCGGCAGGGAGCUGGGAGCAGCCAGGGUGUUUUUUGAGAGUGCUGUGGUGCCCACAGGCACCAUGUUGGGAAUUGCAGAGUUAGCCUGAUUCUCCUGUGUUUUGUCACUGGUUCCAGAACAGGGAACCGAGAGCCAACUGAGGGCAGCGCUGUGAGCCUGUCAAUGCCUCACUUUCUCUCAAGAGAGGUAGAAAUUAGCUUUUCAAUACACUGGGUAAGGUAGCUGGGCAGCCCUUUCCAGAGGAAGACACCUCUCUUGUGAACAGCAGGAGAGCUGGAGCGGCUGAAACACGCCUUCACAGAUUCUUGAGCAAUCAAGCUGUUUUCAAGAUGUCGAUGCGAAAACCCUGAGAAGGAAGAGAAUGGACUUCUGCUUCCUGUUCCCCAGGGAGCAGUCGAUUAAGAAUGUAGCAUAACUGUGUUAUCUCAUUCACCAAUUUGUGCCUCUUUCACUUGCUUGUAAUAAAGACUUAUGGGCACACCUGGGUGUACAUUUCUUAUUUACUGAACUUCAGGAUUGCCGUCUCUCUGCACGGUUUGAGUCUUGGGGCUCUCCUAACCCAUAAACUUUGGGUCUGUCCUCUACUGUGUUUCUCUGGAGUUACCUGCCCUCCCUCAGACAGGUAUUUCCAUGAAUUCGUAAUGGGUAGCCCUCCAGAUUUUGUGGACUACAGCUCCCAUCAUCCCUGACCAUUAGCCACACAGCUUGUGGCUGAUGGGAGUUGGAGUUCAACAUCUGGAGGGCACCAUGCUGGCUAACCCUAUAUGAACAUGCAAAAAUGGUUUUUUUCGCAGGGGCCGAUAUGCCUUUCCUUUGCUUCAUUGUUCUUAAUUAUAUGCAAUUAGAUUUUAAUAAUCAGCCGAGAUGUGUGCAUGCACACCCUUCAGCUAGGAUGCAGCUACAAAAGCAAUACACAUUUUAGUUACAAGAGGGUACUGUAUCUGUGUUAGUCUUUAUACCUUGAAUUUUACAAUGAAUCUUCGUGGUAUAUGGACAACUAUGCCUUAAAUACAGAGCAAGACUGUGUGUAAAUAUUCCACUAUCUGAUUUGUCUGACUUGUAUCCUGCAGUUCUAGCCUAGUAUCCAACAAAGUGAGCAAUUGUCUUAUGCCCUUUCCGUAGAAUGAUUUAUUAUCUUAUUCUUAAUGGUGUAACCAGACUCUGUUUCAGACACGACGGUCUUGACCUCUGCUAGUUCUUUACAUUCAUCUAUUUAUUGGCCUGCUUUUCUACCUCUAAGGUGGUUUUAAAAUAACAUUAAAAACAAUUAUACUGUAUAUAUGCUGAGCACAAGAAGCUGGCGUAAA
Molecule: messenger RNA, 8116 nt
Organism: Zootoca vivipara (common lizard)
Lineage: Eukaryota; Metazoa; Chordata; Lepidosauria; Squamata; Lacertidae
Source: RefSeq, a predicted model, not a curated record